UUUAAGUUAUACAAAAUGUCUUUAAAUUAGUUUUCUUUGUAUAUAAUUUAUUUUUUUUAUCAGUUUAAGACACCAUUGAAUACUGAGUUAUUUCCUGUGCCGAUAACAAAAGGAUGGGUGACUCAUGUGUGGAGACUCCAGAAGCUCCAGCUUGGUUAUCUAAGCUGGAAAGUCAGCGCGAAAAGUUGAGUAAGGCUCGGCUUGGUCACGAUAGCGGUGCAGGCGCUCCUUGCAAUUCCUGUGGUCCAACAUGCCCAGGCCUAGACCUACACUUUUGGCGUAAAGUUUGCCGAGCAUGCCACUGCAGCAAGGAUGUACAUGAUGUGCAAGAUGAUGACUUGUCUGGUUGGGCUCAGUUCGAACUUCUUGGUACUGCUAGACCUAAGAAGGCAUCAUUACCCCUGAUUAAGAUUCGUGGUGUGACGGACAAACCUGUAAAACUAGAUUGGGUACCUCCAAAUGCCUCUACAGAACUGGUAUCUGAGUACAUGUCAUGCCUGGGACCACUAGCACCCGUAUCAGGCUCCGAGGCAGCCCGCAAGCGUCGCGCGAACCUCCGCACGCAAUUGCCGCCGCACGAUGUCGCGCCCGCCGCAAGACACCACGCUACUGACCAGGAGAAGUCCGAGCAUACGGAAUACAUCACGCGUAUCAAAGACCAUGUCGUGGGAAUGGGGAAUGUUGUUAGAGUGGGUCCUUUACAAAAUGGUGAAGUAUAUUCAGUUGAAAACAGUAAAACACAUGGCGCUACCAAAUCAUAUGCUCUGCCAUUCAAAAUAUCAAAUGUCUCCCGAGGAGUAAAAUACAACAUAGUGCCAAAGAAUGCAUCUGACAAGAAGCUUGUUUUGGAUUCUCAAGGCAAUGUUGUAAGCAGUGCAGCUAAUUUGCCCGAUUACAAAUCAAGUCCGAUACUCAGUAGAAUUGUGAAAGACAAACUCAAUGUAAUGCGUAUUGAAUCUGACAGGAUCAAGAGUGCAGUUGAACACGGCCCAGUCUAUGACAAAUUACUCAAGAACUUGAAUGACUUAAAUAUGCCAGUGAAUAGUGAUGUUUACUUACAACCUAUCAAACUAUUCCGCGAUGAGUAUAAUAAAAAUCCACAGUUCAGGGAUGAGACAAACGAGUUUGUUUGCAAGGCUCUAGGGGCUCAAAUAAUGACUGAUCUGUGGCCCACAAGCAAUAAUAACUUAAAAGGUACUGCAAAGAUACUCGAUAGUCGGAUACAGAAAGGAACUAUUUUCGCUCCAAAUGGCGAGAUAUGGAGUUGGAAACACGAACCAACUACUCCAGAACUCAGCGGAACAAUUUGCUCUACUAAAAUAAAUCCGCAAUACUCGACCACCUCCAAACCUAUGAACCAAGUAGAGCCUCAGCAGACCGCGCCAUUGCGGGAAUAUCUUAGAACACAUUCUGAAGAAGAUCUUCCCCCACCGCCUUUACCUAACUACAGUACAUACCCUGGAGCCUUACCAUCUCCGACUGCUGGUGACUUGAACAUAGAAAAUCAGAACAAUUUACCUGAAAAUACAUUCCACAGCAUCUCACAUCCAGUGUCCCAGUAUGCAGAACAAAUUGAUCCAAUUCUCACUCAGUUUGCCGACAUGUCCUUGAGCCCCGCAGAGAUGGAAUUUAAUAGGAAGUUAUACAAUGAAGGUGUGCCAUGUCAACGUUGUGACAAGGCUAUGUUCGCGGGAGAGGUGGCCGUGAAAGCCGAGAGAGCUGGCCAAGAAGCUAUUUGGCAUCCGCAGUGCUUCACUUGCUGCAAAUGCGGGGAACUGUUGGCAGACCUUGUAUACUUCUUCUAUAAAGGCGAAAUUUACUGCGCCAGAGACUUGGCUAACGUUUUAGAGAUACCUCGUUGUGCGGGUUGCGACGAGUUGAUAUUUACAAGGCCUUAUACGGCAGCGGAGGGUCGAGCUUUCCACGUUCAGCAUUUCUGUUGCUAUCAUUGCGAUGCGCCGUUGGGUGGUAAAAAGUAUGUGCCGGAUGAUAAGACUGGUCUGCCGAUUUGUCUUUCGUGUUAUGACCAGUAUUACGCUAAACGUUGCCGAGCUUGCGGUGGUGUCAUCGGUCCUGAGCAACAAGGAGUGUCGUGGAGCACGAUGCAUUGGCACGCUGACUGCUUCAUCUGCUCGGGUAGAAUGUGCGGCAAGAGUCUUCUUAGCGGCAGGUUUGUUGUUAAACAAGAAAUGCCUUUUUGCAGUGUGCCUUGUGUUCAGAGUAGAAUUAAGUAAAGUUUUAUGUGACAAGUAUAGGUGUUCAGGAGUUUAUAUCGUAUCUAUUCGAUACAUUAUUGAUAUUCUAUAUUUUUAGAUAUAUUUAUACAAGUUUCAUAAAUAAAAAAAGAUAUAUUGACUGAUGGUAUUUAUAAUUGAUUGUGCCAUUUUCCAUGGCUAAAAUUUUUAUAUUUUGUUUCAUAAGAUGUAGUUAUUAAUGUUGUUAGUCUAUGGUAAAAAUUGCAACAACAGAUUAUUACUAUAUAAUUAUAACAACAUUUGCAGUUUAAG
This is a messenger RNA of Papilio machaon (common yellow swallowtail), 2507 nucleotides long. RefSeq lists its product as uncharacterized. The coding region runs from base 114 to 2234 and encodes 706 amino acids. The transcript has 6 exons. The record is from RefSeq and is a predicted model, not a curated record. NCBI's taxonomy places the organism in Eukaryota, Metazoa, Arthropoda, Insecta, Lepidoptera, Papilionidae. Gene Ontology annotation, molecular function: zinc ion binding.